GUCUGCUCGAGGUGCUCGCGGAGCGAGCCUUGUGUUCGGCGGCACUGGGCUGGAAGUGUCAUUGGUGGCCGCAGCCCCGGUAGGAGACCGAGUCGGAGGAACCACGCGCCCGCGGUCCACGAUUGCUGGCAGGGAGCGGCGUGCCAGCGGAGCAACAUGCAGAUAGGCGCCUGGCGCCCUGACGACCCCUGCAGAGGAGAAGAGGCCGGGGCCGCGCUGGGUCGGCGGGCAGCAUGAAGGAGGCCGGGGGGCUGCUCGGCUCGGAGCGCUGCUAGGGAGCGGUGCGCGCUGCACAGUCGCCAGGGCGCAGCGGAGGGCGGGGAGCCGGGCAGGUCGCGCCAGCGGGCGGGAGCCGGUCGCCGGGAGCUGUUCUGAUUUCCGACGCGGACGCUAGGGGCCCGGAGCAGCCCCCGACCCCGGCGUGCAGCCAACAUGGGCAACGCGGGGAGUAUGGAUUCGCAGCAGACCGAUUUCAGGGCGCACAACGUGCCUUUGAAGCUGCCGAUGCCCGAGCCAGGUGAACUGGAGGAACGAUUUGCCAUCGUGCUGAAUGCUAUGAACCUACCCCCUGACAAAGCCAGGUUACUGCGACAGUACGACAAUGAGAAAAAGUGGGAGCUGAUUUGUGAUCAGGAACGAUUCCAGGUGAAGAAUCCUCCCCACACUUACAUUCAGAAGCUCAAAGGCUAUCUGGACCCGGCCGUAACCAGGAAGAAAUUCAGACGGCGUGUUCAAGAAUCCACACAAGUGCUAAGAGAACUGGAAAUUUCUUUAAGAACCAACCAUAUUGGAUGGGUCAGAGAGUUUUUGAAUGAAGAAAACAAAGGCUUGGAUGUUCUGGUGGAGUACCUGUCGUUUGCACAGUACGCGGUAACUUUUGACUUUGAAAAUGUGGAAAACACUGUGGAGAGCUCGGUGGACAAAUCAAAGCCCUGGAGCAGGUCCAUCGAGGACCUGCACAGAGGGAGCAACCUGCCCUCCCCCGUGGGCAACAGCGUGUCCUGCUCGGGAAGACAUUCUGCACUGCGAUAUAAUACUUUGCCAAGCAGAAGAACCUUGAAAAAUUCAAGAUUAGUGAGUAAGAAAGAUGACGUACAUGUCUGUAUCAUGUGUUUGCGAGCCAUCAUGAAUUAUCAGUAUGGUUUCAACAUGGUCAUGUCUCACCCACACGCUGUCAACGAGAUUGCACUGAGCUUGAACAACAAGAACCCAAGAACCAAAGCCCUUGUGCUGGAGCUGCUGGCAGCCGUGUGUCUUGUCAGAGGCGGACACGAGAUCAUUUUAUCAGCGUUUGACAACUUCAAGGAGGUUUGUGGAGAAAAACAGCGCUUUGAGAAGUUAAUGGAACAUUUCAGGAAUGAAGACAAUAACAUCGAUUUUAUGGUGGCCUCCAUGCAGUUUAUUAAUAUUGUAGUCCAUUCAGUAGAAGAUAUGAAUUUCAGAGUUCACCUCCAGUAUGAAUUUACCAAGUUAGGCCUGGAUGAAUACUUGGAUAAACUGAAACACACCGAGAGCGACAAGCUGCAGGUGCAGAUCCAGGCGUACCUGGACAACGUGUUUGACGUGGGAGCGCUGCUGGAAGAUGCUGAGACCAAGAAUGCCGCCUUGGAGAGGGUGGAAGAGCUGGAAGAAAACCUCUCUCAUUUGUCUGAAAAACUGCAAGACACGGAGAAUGAAGCCAUGUCCAAGAUCGUGGAGCUGGAGAAGCAGCUCAUGCAGAGGAACAAGGAGCUGGACGUGGUUCGAGAAAUCUACAAAGAUGCAAAUACCCAGGUUCACACGUUAAGGAAAAUGGUCAAAGAAAAAGAAGAAGCCAUUCAAAGACAGUCUACCCUGGAAAAAAAGAUUCAUGAACUGGAGAAACAAGGGACCAUUAAAAUUCAGAAGAAAGGGGACGGGGACAUCGCCAUUCUGCCUGUUGUGGCAUCUGGCUCAUUGUCUGGGGGCUCCGAGGUGGCAGCGGGAAGCUUUGUGGCACCAGGAACGGGGGCCGCCUCCUCAGGACCCCUGCCCCCUCCUCCCCCACCACUACCUCCCUUGUCCGAUGCACUUGAAGCAGUGCAAAAUGGUCCAGUAACACCACCUAUGCCGCCCCCUCCUCCACCCCCUCCCCCUCCUCCCCCUCCCCCACCUCUACCUGGUCCUGCAGCGGAGACUGUGCCAGCUCCUCCUUUACCGCCACCCCUUCCUCCUUCCGCACCCCCACUGCCUGGGACGUCUUCACCCACAGUGGUUUUCAACUCAGGAUUAGCAGCUGUGAAAAUAAAGAAGCCAAUCAAGACGAAAUUCAGAAUGCCAGUGUUUAACUGGGUUGCCCUGAAGCCAAAUCAGAUCAAUGGCACAGUCUUCAAUGAGAUUGAUGACGAGCGAAUUCUGGAGGAUUUAAAUGUGGAUGAAUUUGAGGAAAUAUUUAAGACGAAAGCCCAAGGUCCUGCCAUCGAUCUUUCUUCAAGCAAACAGAAGAUAACCCAGAAGGGAUCCAACAAAGUGACGUUAUUAGAAGCAAACAGGGCCAAAAACCUUGCCAUAACUUUAAGGAAAGCUGGGAAGACCGCCGAUGAGAUCUGUAAAGCUAUCCAUGUAUUUGACUUGAAGACACUGCCUGUGGACUUUGUGGAGUGUUUGAUGAGGUUCUUGCCAACGGAGAACGAAGUGAAAGUGCUUCGGCUCUAUGAGCGGGAGCGGAAGCCGCUGGAGCACCUGUCGGAUGAGGACCGGUUCAUGAUGCAGUUCAGUAAGAUCGAGAGGCUGGUGCAGAAGAUGACCAUCAUGGCCUUCAUCGGGAACUUCGCCGAAAGCAUUCAGAUGCUUACCCCUCAACUGCACUCCAUUAUAGCAGCGUCUGUCUCUAUAAAGUCGUCUCAAAAACUCAAGAAAAUUCUGGAGAUCAUCUUGGCCCUUGGGAACUAUAUGAAUAGCAGUAAACGAGGAGCAGUUUAUGGAUUUAAACUUCAGAGCUUAGACCUGCUUUUAGAUACAAAGUCAACAGACCGAAAGCAAACACUGUUGCACUAUAUAUCGAAUGUUGUAAAAGAAAAAUAUCACCAAGUGUCCCUAUUUUACAAUGAGCUGCAUUAUGUGGAGAAAGCCGCUGCAGUCUCCCUUGAGAAUGUCCUGCUGGAUGUCAAGGAGCUGCAGAGGGGCAUGGACUUGACCAAGAGGGAGUACACCAUGCACGACCAUAACACGCUGCUGAAGGAGUUCAUCCUCAACAACGAGGGGAGGCUGAAGAAGCUGCAGGACGACGCCAAGAUCGCACAGGACGCCUUUGAUGAUGUGGUGAAGUAUUUUGGAGAAAACCCCAAGACGACACCCCCCUCUGUCUUCUUUCCUGUCUUUGUCCGGUUUGUGAAAGCCUACAAGCAAGCGGAAGAGGAGAACGAGCUGAGGAAGAAGCAGGAACAAGCCCUCAUGGAGAAACUCCUGGAGCAGGAGGCGCUGCUGGAGCAGCAGGACCCGAAGUCUCCUUCUCACAAAUCCAAGAGGCAGCAGCAAGAAUUAAUUGCAGAAUUAAGAAGGCGUCAAGUUAAAGAUAACAGACACGUAUACGAAGGAAAAGAUGGUGCCAUUGAAGAUAUUAUCACAGAUCUUAGAAACCAGCCAUACAGACGAGCCGAUGCGGUGAGGAGAAGUGUCAGGCGGCGCUUUGAUGAUCAGAACUUGCGUUCUGUUAAUGGUGCCGAAAUAACCCUGUGAACCCGAGACCUGACUGAAUGAAAAGAGGGUGUGCGUGAAAGAAACUGUCCACAUGAACUUUAUGUGCUACCAUUUAACUGCAGCCUUGAACAUACAUAAAAUAUUCUAAGGGCUCAGAUUUAGCGAACAGGAAUUUUUAAAUGACGGGCUCUCCUUUCAACCUUUGUUAACAAGUGCCUAAAAGUGGAAGUACCUGCUCAGAUUAAUCUAAGCAAUAGGAUUUGAUUUGAUUAGGUAUCUUUUUUACACCGGUAUGUUAUUCAAUUUUUUAAUCAAAUUGUAAAUUUCAUUUUACAUGCAUUACCUGCCAUUGUGAUUGUCCCAUGAUGGCCCACCCUGGUUUCCUAAUAAGUUGUAAAUAACAUGGAUGCCUCUGCUGUGGGCUUCCUUUGCUGAGAUGUCUUUUAAGGAAUUAAUUUUGUGUUUCAGCCAUAUUUUUAAGGUCUUGCAACAUAGAAGGAGAAAGUCACAUGAUAAACUCCUUCUGUCCAUAAGCAAGCUCCAGCCAAGUACAGACAGGAUGCAAUUACAUACAGUAGCACAGGGGAAGAAGUUACUUAGCAUCUCCUUUCACAUUCUACUGCUUCUGUGCUAGAGGACCACGCCCUCCCCGUGCCAGAUCCACCGGUAUGAAUGCAAGGAUAUCACAGCACACAAAUGUUGUAUAAAACUUAUUUGCAGUACUGUGUUCUUCAGCUAGGGGCAGCUUUAAAAAAAAUAAUGCAAAUGUAUUUAUUAAUUAGUACUAAAAUUAACAUCUCAGUAAUCAGUAUUAGGAUUUCUGAGGACCAUUAUGGGUCAAACCUGAGAACAGAAAUCAGUGCCUUGCUAGCCAGGGAGAAGUUCACUAGUUGUAUCAAGUAUUCAAGAUUACUUCUGCCAAGCCGAGUAGUGUUAGUAACGUGGCCUUGCUCUCCUCUGACAAUCGGUUGUUUUCCCCCCGCCCCCUUCUUCCUUUUGUAAAUUGGAGAAGAUAUAUUUGGCAUCCUAGAUCAAAGCUAAGAACUUGUAUUUCCCAGAUGACUUUAUGGAGAAUUGCUGAAAUAGUCACACUGGGAUUAAGCAUAAAUGAUAUGUAAUGGGACUAAAUGGCCAACUAAGCCACUGUUACUUUCCUUCCUCUCUGGCAGGGCACUCGAUCCAUUCCAAAGUCAAAAACUGGACUGAAGCUAAUUUGUACUUUUCAUAAUACACAUCCUGCUUCUGGCUUACCUUCUGGGUACAUUGCAUCAAUAUAUUAAUUGUAAAGUUUAUUGUAUAGUAUUUAACCACUGAAUUUCUUAUUUUAUGUUGUGCUUAUGUGAACUCCUUGGUGAAGGUCCAAUUUUCCUUGGAUAAUGUGUAGUUAUAUAUGAUCUCUUUUUAAAUGUACAGAUAUUUUGCUAUAAAAUUGGUGCAGUUUUUUAUGGUUUUUACACUUCUCUUUAAUUCCCAAGCCUCUGGGUAAUAUUGUAAAUAUUGUUUAAAAAUGCAUCAGCCUAUGCUAUACAAUCUGAAUGUUAUUUUAACUUAUAGUUUUUUUUUUUAAUAUAUAUAUUUAACUACAAGGACAGUUUCGGGAUCAGUUACACAUUUCACUUUAGCAUACCUAUUUACAGGAAGAUUGCUUUUAAACUGCUACCCGCCAGCAAAUUUUCAUAAAUGUGUACUUAAGAAAGAACAUGCCAAGAUGUUGUCUGUUGAUUCAACAUUCACUUUGAUGAUAAAUCAAUUCAACCAUGAGAUACACAAUACACACUGUUGGUUCUUUACCACAAGCAGCCAUUUCCCAAAGCUCAAUGCUGAUGAGCACAUUAAAAUAAUUGCUAUUUAUUAAUCUACAAGUAGACAAUAAUGUUGGCAUGUUCUUUUCUGUUUGUCUAUUAAUGGGCCUGCUUCUUAGCAAUAUUAGAAAUGUUUUAUAAAAGCAGUUCAUGUUACUUUUCUGGUCUUUUCAUGGCAUUAUGAGCAAAUAAACUAUUUACACUACUAGACUGUAA
Molossus molossus (Pallas's mastiff bat) is the source of this 5675-nucleotide messenger RNA. RefSeq names its product formin like 2 (gene FMNL2). NCBI's taxonomy places the organism in Eukaryota, Metazoa, Chordata, Mammalia, Chiroptera, Molossidae. The coding region runs from base 433 to 3696 and encodes 1087 amino acids. The transcript is spliced from 26 exons. Gene Ontology annotation, cellular component: cytosol. The record is from RefSeq and is a predicted model, not a curated record. Gene Ontology annotation, biological process: cortical actin cytoskeleton organization; cell migration; regulation of cell shape. Gene Ontology annotation, molecular function: small GTPase binding; actin filament binding.